UAAGAAAAAUCUCUCUUUCUCUUAGUUUUUUUUAUAAAAAAAAUGGUACUUUCUUGGAGAAGAUCAAGAAAAUCCGGUCGGAUUUCGGCCAAGAAAGACGCCGGAGUUGAGACGCCGGAAAGGAUUUUCACAACGCCGACUCAUUUCCUAUGCCCGAUUUCUCUAGACCUAAUGAAAGAUCCGGUCACCCUUUCGACAGGAAUAACAUACGACCGUGAAAGCAUAGAAAAAUGGGUUGACUCCGGCAACAAAACCUGUCCCGUAACAAACCAAACACUGACAAACUUCGAUCAAAUACCCAACCAUGCCAUCCGCAAGAUGAUCCAAUUGUGGUGCGUCGAGAAUAAAUCUCAAGGAAUCGAACGAAUUCCCACGCCACGUAUCCCCAUAACAAAAUCUGACGUGUCUGACAUCUGUUCAAAUAUCUCCAUUUCUACAGCCCGGAAGGAUCAUAGCAAAUGCAUUGAGCUCGUGAACAAAGUCAAGAGAUGGAUGAGAGAAAGCGAGAAGAAUCGGAAAUGCUUAAUCGAAGGUGGUGUCGGCGACGUACUUUCAACUGCCUUCGAGUUCUUCACAACGGUUUGCAUAAAUGAAAACGAUGAAGUUCUUUCCGUGAUCUUAUCGGCGUUACCAUCAUUGUUCCCGAUCUCCGAAGAAGCCCAAACCAAGCUAGUUUCGGUUCCAUCCAUACGUUGCAUGGCGCGGUAUGUAAAGAAAGAAGACCCGAAUUCCGUAUUACUACUCAAAGAAUUAACGGUUUGUAAAGAAAGAAACGCGAUCACGAUCACCCACGAGUUACUAUCCAUCGAGGAAAUGGAGGAAUCGUUAAUGAAAAUUGUGAAGCUACAACUUACCCCACGAGCUACAAAAGCCGCUCUAACGCUCAUAUACCAAAUUAUCACCAUCUAUUCAUCAUCCUCUAAUUCCACACGUUUUGCAAACGCGGAUUUCGUCUCCAUAUUGAUAGACCUAAUCGUGGACUCGGAAAGAAGUUUGUGCGAGAUGGCGAUGGCGGUUAUGGACGCGAUCUGCUUGUUCGAGGUUGGGAGAAAGAGGGUUAAGGAACAUGCAAUGACGAUGCCGGUUAUGGUGAAGAAACUUCUUAGGGUUUCGGGAAUGGCUACCGAGUUAUCGGUGUCGGUUAUAUGGCGGUUAUGCAAAAAUGAUGAGGCCGGGUGUUGUGUUGAGGCUAUUAAAUUGGGUUGUUUUCAGAAGCUUUUGGUUGUUUUGCAAGUAGGGUGUGGAGGGAAGACAAAAGAAAAAGUAAGUGAGCUUUUGAAGAUGAUGAAUCAAUAUAGAGGGAAAUUGGAGUGUUUUGAUUCAACCAUGAAUUUAAAACACAUCAAUAGGCCUUCAUUUUGAUUUUGUAUUUAUUUUGUAGAUUUAUGUAAAGAUUGAUUAUAUAUAUAUAAUAUAUAUACAUGCACAAAGCUUAGAUAGAACACAUAUGUAUUAGCUUGAGUUUUUGUUUUAGGGUUAUAUAUAAUCUUGGUUAUACACAAUGACAUUUUAUUAAAUAUUGAUUUUAAGUUUUCUCAUUUUUGCAGUUUUU
Molecule: messenger RNA, 1552 nt
Organism: Impatiens glandulifera
Lineage: Eukaryota; Viridiplantae; Streptophyta; Magnoliopsida; Ericales; Balsaminaceae
Product: U-box domain-containing protein 21-like
Exons: 1
Coding region: 43-1362 (439 amino acids)
Biological process (GO): protein ubiquitination
Molecular function (GO): ubiquitin protein ligase activity
Source: RefSeq, a predicted model, not a curated record